CCAACCCAACCCGAUAGUUCCUUUCCAUUAGCAUAUACCCACCGUCAUCCUAAUUACUUUGAAUUUUGGCACGCCAAUGAAAAGAAAUUAAUUUCUUAGUCUUGUUUUCAUCAUUCUUUUAUACUUGACGAUCUUUUUUGAAGCAUUGUAUACCCAUCUCAUUGAUAUAUUGAUAUCAAACGCGUUGAAUCGCUUCAACAUUAAUUGGCGUUGCUCUGUUUUCUUGUUAUAUUUUCGCUUUUCGUUUUCGUUUUCUCGUACUUUUUGAUUUAAUUAGCAUCUUUAAACUGCUCACUUUCUUUAAUAUAGAAUAGGAGAUCUGCUAUUCAUUUAAUUUUUCUCAUGCUUUUUAAAAAUCUUAUUAUUUCAUCCUCAAACUUGUUCCACUACUUUUUUUAGGUUUUAUUGUCAUUUUUAUAGAAAGCUUUCAUGGCAGAUAUACAUAGCCGCUAUGAACUUUUAAUGGCCGUUAUGGGCCCUCCAAACAGGAGGCCUUCACAACCGGAGUCAACAAAGCGUCCAGAAGAAACUCUCCCUGUUGUUAUUACGCAUUCUGACUCAUAUGAAAAUAUUCAGCCCUUAUCACACAGUCUUUCGGUUUCGGAUCAAGUCAACUCUCCUCCUAAUGAUUCUAUGAAAGAUACGUUAGCCCGUCUUUCCCAUGUAUCUCGUGAACCUUCCGAUGAAUCAUCUCCAUUGUCUUCAUAUACCUCGCCUCGUUCUAGUGAAUCCUUUGAAAGCCAGUCCUCUACAGCGUCAAGGAGCUUUGAUAAGCAUGUACCUUAUGAACUCAGUGACUCCCGUGAAGAGUCCCCUCUAGUUGAACAAUUCAUAACAUUCGUCAGCUGUAAGGAUACUCAAAGGGGAACAAUCUUAAAUCAAUUUCUCUUUCCCCACUUGAAUAGUCUCUCUGUACAAGGUUUACCGGAAGUGGAAUUGGGUAAGACGCGUCAUAUUCUUUACAAUUGGUGGGCUUUUCUUAUACGACUAUUGGAAACUACUCACGUAUCAGUAUCUGAGAGACUUAUUUUCAUCAAGUCGGUAAUUUCUAUCGCCGAACAUUCCUGUUGGAAAGAGAUUGAACAUUCGGAACUAUUGAAUAUGGAACAUCAACUCAUCUUGUUUGAUACUCUUUCUUUUGUAGUACGGCUUCUUACUCAGAAGGUACUACCGCACACCUUGGUAAACUUUUGUGCCAAAAUAUUGGUUCUUUCUUUUUUUAAACUUGAAAACUUUGCAAAGCAUUUUCUUAAAGCACUCACGAUUGAUAGGAACUUCGUCAGAUACAUUUCAUCAAAGCUAAAUACUGAUGGAAGAAAUCAACCCCAGAAAUACAUGGCACCAUUUUUCCCUGAGCAUUUACACUCUAUUAUGUGCCCGCUGGUUGUCAAUAAAUUAUGUUCAAAUCAAUUUACCAUUGGGUAUGGACGGCAACCCAUCAAAUUUACUGAAAACUGGUUCCAUCGUUUCCAUUUACCAAAAGGCGGAUUAUAUUUUGAGUUUCUUGCCGAGUAUCAUUCUUAUCUAGCGCAGAACCUUUCGUUCGAACUCCCUCGUGACAUGAUUUAUUAUGCUCCUGGUUACAUUAAUUUACAUGCUUAUCUUCUUCAGCUCUGUCUAGCUACCAUAAACUUGUCAGAGCGGAAAUGCUAUACGACUGGUGCGUUUAUUGAACUCCCUACUUCAAAAAACAAUGAAUUUAACCCGCCUUCUGAGGUACUUACCAUGAAGCCCGCUGUUACUACUACUACGAUAGCGAUGUUGCAGCAAUUGGCAGAUCAUGUGAAAGGCUUUUUCGAAGCAGUGAAAGAUUGCCGGCAACAACAGUUGCGAUUAUUAGAUACUUUAGAGCGUGUACUUCAAGGUGUUGGAAAAUUUAUUCGCGUUUAUGAUUUUCAAGCAUGCUUUAUGUAUUGUUCUCUUACAGAGAGCUGGUUUGAGAUUUUUUUUAAUUAUUCUCAUCGUCCAGAAGUUUCUUUUUGGGUCGAAGCAAUGAAAGGACUAAUUAGCACAUCGAACCACAUAGCAAUAGUAAGAAGCAUAGUUUUCAUCUAUACGAUAUGGCCAUACUUGGAUCUGAAUGCCAAAGAGUUAUUUAGCCUUCGGUGGUUGUUGAUUCAAGAAACGUUCGAAACCCUCUUCUUGCAUAGUUUUCCUCUUGUGCGUGCUUAUUUUCACCGUCUUCUGUGCUGGAGACUACUGAAAGUUGAUGAUGAAAGUGAGACUAAGCUCAAAGCAGAAAUAGUUUUGUGCUUGAAAAGAUUGCUUAAACAUUGCUAUUCUGGAUAUAAGUGUUACACACAAGAUUGCUUGAGGGCUGCGAAAACCCUUCCAACAGUGAAGCCUUCAGCGCCUGUACCCAUGCGACGCUUGGUCAUUGUUUGUAAUUCUGAAUCCUCUUUGGACAAUUAUGAUGAUAGUGCCGAAUGUGGGGUUCCUGUCAAUCGUAACGAAGAAACUGUCUUUAAUAAUAUAUAUAGUGAUGUAGUAACAAUUUCGAACUCUGUCUCAAGUGGCUUAAGGAAGGCCUUUGGCUCUUUUAUGAAUAAUGUGUCCGGAUACCAUCCCGACAGUGAACUUUCGAAGCAGGCAUCAACAACAAACAAAUAUUUAUUUACGCAAGUUAUGCAAAAUGAUAAGAGACAGAAACCUCGCUACCGGUUUACAUUUAAAGCAUCACAUCCUGACACAACUGGAUUUGCAAAAAAGAGUGAAAACUUUUCGACAAUAUUAGAGCAUUCCUCUCACGGGAUAUUACCACUUCAGUCCAAGGUUUUACUUUACAACAGCAAUAAUGCUUCCGCUCAUUACGCUAAAGCUCCGUUAAAUGAUAUUGGUGCUGGCAAAUUGGUAUAUAUAAGUCAAGCCUUAGUGGAAUGGGCACUGGUGGUUCAUGAAUUUGAUUCCUUCUUCUCCAAUCAUGAAGACUGUGAAGAAAUGAAUAUUACAGCCCCUUUGCUUACAGUUCGUAUUCCCAAAUUACAUAAUUAUGCCCAAUGUUGAUGAUGAUCGGAUAUCUACUAUUUAAUUUUUCUUAUUUUCUAUUUAUGAUAAUCUACUAAUCUGUCGUUCAGGUUUAUGCAUCUCAUUAUUCGAAAAAUCUCCGGUUUUGGUUUGUUUUCUUAACAUAGCGUUUGAAUGCAUAGUUGCAUAGUUGCAUAGU
This is a messenger RNA of Schizosaccharomyces cryophilus OY26, 3163 nucleotides long. Its product is annotated as fungal family protein. The record is from RefSeq and is a predicted model, not a curated record. Bases 430 to 3003 code for a protein of 857 amino acids. The transcript has a single exon. Lineage: Eukaryota; Fungi; Ascomycota; Schizosaccharomycetes; Schizosaccharomycetales; Schizosaccharomycetaceae.